Molecule: messenger RNA, 318 nt
Organism: Acanthoscelides obtectus
Lineage: Eukaryota; Metazoa; Arthropoda; Insecta; Coleoptera; Chrysomelidae
Source: the annotation of a GenBank genome assembly
AUGAAGGAUGGUCCUUUGGCCUUGCAGAAAAUCAACGAAGAGGGUGAACUGUGCGCCUGUUUGUUGCCAUUCAGUAUUAAACAUGAGAAAAUGCUAACUAAGAAGCAAAUACAUUUGAGCAUCGAGGAUCAUUUUGCAUCUUCGGAACAGCGCUGGAGUAAUCGGGGAAUUUGGAGAGGGAAGGACAGAAUUACGAGAGGCGCAAGAAAUGCCAUGAGCUUAGGCGAUUCUGAAAAGGAACCGUUCAGUGUCAGCAAAAGCGGGUACGAAACAGAGAAUCUGAGCUGUUCGGAUUGUCAUCAUCAGGUAUGGAAAUAG